AUGGCCCGGUGGCCCGCACCGCCUCCGCCUCCGCCGCCGCCGCCGCCGCUCGCCGCGCCGCCGCCGCUGCCGGGUGCCUCCGCUAAGGGGCCGCCGGCGCGCAAGCUGCUCUUCAUGUGCACCCUGUCCCUGUCCGUCACCUACCUGUGCUACAGCCUGCUGGGCGGCUCGGGCUCGCUGCAGUUCCCGCUGGCGCUGCAGGAGCCCCCGGGAGCCGCCGCGGAACCCCCGCCGAGCCUGUCACCUCCCUCGCCGCCACCUCCCCGCGUGCGCCCCGGCGCCUCCUCUCUGCCACCGGACAACGCGAGCCACGGGCCACCGCCCGAGCCCCCCGAGCGCUUCACGACACCCACGGCCGACGGCUGGGGACUGGCGAGUGGCGGCGGUGCCCGGGACGCCUGGCCCAGGAGCCCGCCUAGCCCCGGAGAAGCGGUCACGGAGCAGGGUGCGCAGUUGGGGCGCGGGGCGCAGGAGCCAGGAGCCGCCGAGGAGCUGGCAGGCCGGAGGGCAGCCAACGUGAGCGUGGAGCGGGGGCCCGCCAGCACCCCUGAUUACGGCGAGAAGAAGCUGCCCCAGGCGCUGAUCAUCGGGGUCAAAAAAGGAGGGACGCGCGCGCUGCUCGAGGCUAUCCGCGUCCACCCGGACGUUCGGGCGGUGGGAGUAGAGCCGCACUUCUUCGACAGGAACUAUGAGAAGGGGCUGGAGUGGUACAGAAACGUGAUGCCCAAGACAGUGGAUGGGCAGAUAACCAUGGAGAAGACCCCCAGUUACUUUGUGACAAAUGAGGCUCCCAAGCGCAUUCACUCUAUGGCCAAGGACAUCAAACUCAUAGUGGUGGUACGAAACCCAGUGACCAGGGCCAUUUCAGACUACACCCAGACACUGUCAAAAAAGCCAGAGAUCCCCACCUUUGAGGUGCUGGCCUUCAAAAACCGGACCCUGGGGCUGAUUGAUGCCUCCUGGAGUGCCAUUCGCAUUGGGAUCUAUGCUCUGCACCUGGAGAACUGGCUGCAGUACUUUCCCCUCUCUCAGAUCCUGUUUGUCAGUGGUGAGCGACUCAUAGUGGACCCCGCAGGGGAGAUGGCCAAAGUACAGGACUUCCUAGGACUCAAGCGUGUUGUGACUGAGAAGCACUUUUACUUCAACAAAACCAAGGGAUUCCCCUGCCUGAAGAAGCCAGAAGACAGCAGUGCCCCAAGAUGUUUGGGCAAGAGCAAAGGUCGGACUCAUCCCCGCAUUGACCCUGAUGUCAUCCACAGACUUCGGAAAUUCUACAAACCCUUCAACAUGAUGUUUUACCAAAUGACUGGUCAAGACUUCCAGUGGGAACAGGAAGAGGGUGAUAAAUGAGGCUGGUAGCAUGGAGGGAAGGCUAAUGAAUAGCAAGAAUACUCUUUACCAGAGUCCCAAAUCCCCCAGGUUCUGAAGCUUCAGCCGUGCUGGAGUACCAAGCAGAUUGCUAGCCUGAUGCAGUUGGGUUAUCUCCAAUAUUGUGGGCUUAGGCAGGAGCAGAGAUCACAUGGCAUCCUUGUGGAGGAAGCAACAGUACCUGGUUGACCAGAUGGCCAUCAGAAUACACCAUGAAUACUAUCUUCUACUCAUUAACAGAGUUUGAAAACAGGAUAAACAUCUUCCAGUAUCACAGACAGAUGCUAUGUUGAUGAGUGGUAGAAAGAAAGAAAGAGGUAGUUGUACUUUUCAGAAGCUCUUACUAUAGUCUUGGGAGUCUGGAUUCUAGCCUUGUAUUUAAUCGCUGAUAUGAAAACUUCUGCUCUGGCAUCUCUCCAGAAUGCUAUUUUUGGCUGAGAGCUCCAAGACUCCCAGGGAGCAAUAUCAUCCCUCCAAGGCCUGUCUAGCCUUCCCAUCAAUGGCCUCAUCCCAUAACCCUUUGACUUCCUCCCUCCCCACAAUGUGAAGGCAAAGGCAUGCACGUAUGUUCCUUACCAAAAAAAUAAAAAUAGCCUACACCCCUGGAGCCUUUUAUCUGAGAGCCAUCCAAGGUCAGUCUCUCUCUUCAUGAGUGUUCUAAAUUAUGGAGAAGCUUAACACAUCCUCACAUUGGAAUCUGGCCCACAUGAAUGCUCCCA
This is a messenger RNA of Acomys russatus (golden spiny mouse), 2087 nucleotides long. RefSeq names its product heparan sulfate-glucosamine 3-sulfotransferase 4 (gene Hs3st4). The coding region runs from base 1 to 1350 and encodes 449 amino acids. Gene Ontology annotation, molecular function: [heparan sulfate]-glucosamine 3-sulfotransferase activity. NCBI's taxonomy places the organism in Eukaryota, Metazoa, Chordata, Mammalia, Rodentia, Muridae. The record is from RefSeq and is a predicted model, not a curated record. The transcript has 2 exons.